GCCCUCUCUCAAAUUCUUAGUCCGGUGUUCUGCCCAGAGUCAGUCAAUUGACCCUCUUUGUUUGCCCCUUCCCACCCUUCGGCCGCUCUCCUCAGUCCUUUCCCAACGAGAGCAUUAGGUACGGAGACUGACCGCCUGCAGACGUCGUGUCUGAUUUGCCCCCUUCCUGCAGUGCCUUCCUCCACUGCAUCUCAGUCCAAACACAAAAUGCCCACCCCCUGGCAUCCAGCCGGCUUCCUGGGAGGGAGAGGGCGGUCUCCACAGGAUGGAGCAGAAUUUAUUGCCCUUCCCACAGUGGUCCGGGCCACCUUCUGAUUCGCGUCUCCUAACGGUGUGUACUGAUAUAAAAGGAAGAGCCAGAGAGAGAGAGAGCACACGAGCCAGAACCUAACAGGUGCCCAAACUUCUGCCAAAGCGGCUGAUGGGCAUCGGGACCUCUCCUCCCUGCCAAUCCCUCUGGCUGUUCAGGCCAGCGAUCGAAACCUCAGCCUCUUACGAAGCCGGCAGGCAUCCCCCGGUACAGGUAUGAGCUCCGUGCGGCUCGGCAACAGAACCGACGGCCGCUUCGGCGCCCAAGAAGAGCACGAGCUGGCCACCCUGGGCAGGAAUGCGUGGGACAAUCCCGCCUACAACGGCUCCCCCGCCUCCUCCCUGAAAAUCCACACCAUCUACAGCCCCACAUCCCUCCUGGAGAAUUCCUAUGGAGUACGUGGGGAGGAGCCCGGAUCAACAACCCCACCGCCGCCGUGCUUGGCGGAGAAGGAGAGCGUGAAGAAGCUUGGGCCCGGCUGCUGCCUUCACAUCUCCAGAAGGAUCAGAGGGCUCUGGGGGACUACCCUGACCGAGAACAUGGAGGAAAACCGAGAACUUUACAUAAAGACCACCCUGCGGGAGCUGCUGGUCUACAUUGUGUUCUUAGUGGACGUCUGUCUGUUGACCUACGGAAUGACAAGCUCCAACGCCUAUUACUACACCAAAGUGAUGUCUGAGCUUUUCUUACAAAGCUCUUCUGGCACCGGCGUCUCCUUCCAGAGGAUCAGCAGCAUGGCCGACUUCUGGGGGUACGCACAGGGCCCGUUGCUGGACAGCCUGUAUUGGACCAAGUGGUACAACGACCGGGCCCUGGACCACAGCCCCCAGUCCUUCAUCUACUAUGAGAACCUCCUCCUGGGGCUCCCGCGGCUGCGGCAGCUGAAGGUGAAGAACAACUCGUGCGUGGUGCACGACGACUUCAAGGAGGACAUCUCGGGCUGCUACGACGUGUACUCCCCGGACAAGGAGGAGAAGGAGCCUUUCGGACGCCUCAACGGCACCGCGUGGACUUACCACUCGGAGGACGAGCUGGGAGGCUCCUCCCACUGGGGCCGAAUCACCAGUUACAGUGGCGGCGGCUACUACCUGGACCUCGGGGAGACCCGGGAGGAGAGUGCCGAGGCGCUUCGGGUCCUCAAGGACCAGCUGUGGCUGGACCGGGGCACCCGCGUGGUCUUCGUCGACUUCGCCGUGUACAACGCCAACAUCAACCUGUUCUGUGUGCUGCGCCUGGUGGUGGAGUUCCCGGCCACGGGCGGCGCCGUCCCAUCCUGGCAGAUCCGCACGGUGAAGCUCAUCCGCUACACCGACGUGUGGGACUUCUUCGUCGUGGCCUGCGAGGUCGUCUUCUGCACCUUCAUCUUCUACUACGUGGUGGAGGAGGUUCUGGAGCUGCGCAUUCACCGGCUGCGCUACUUCUCCAGCGUCUGGAACAUCCUAGACCUGUUGGUCAUCCUGCUCUCCAUCGUGGCCGUGGGUUUCCACAUCUUCCGCACCGUCGAGGUGAAGCACCUCAUGGGGAAGCUGCUGAAGGAGCCCAGGGUCUAUGCCGACUUUGAGUUCCUGGCAUUCUGGCAGACCCAGAACAACAACAUGAACGCCGUCAACCUCUUCUUUGCCUGGAUCAAGAUAUUCAAGUACAUCAGCUUCAACAAGACCAUGACGCAGCUCUCUUCCACCUUGGCCCGCUGCGCUAAGGACAUCCUGGGGUUUGCUAUCAUGUUCUUCAUCGUCUUCUUCGCCUAUGCCCAGCUGGGCUACCUCCUCUUCGGGACGCAGGUGGAAAACUUCAGCACCUUCGUCAAGUGCAUCUUCACUCAGUUCCGGAUCAUCCUCGGUGACUUCGACUACAACGCUAUCGACAGCGCCAACCGGAUCCUGGGGCCCGUCUAUUUUGUCACCUACGUCUUCUUCGUCUUCUUCGUGCUGCUGAACAUGUUCCUGGCCAUCAUCAAUGAUACCUACUCGGAGGUCAAAGAGGAACUCUCCAGCCAGAAAGACGAGCUUCAGCUCUCGGAUAUCUUGAAGCAGGGCUACAAUAAGACGCUGCUGAAGCUGCGGCUGAAGAAGGAGCGGAUCUCAGAUGUCCAGAAAGCGCUGCAGAGCGGGUCCAAGGAGCUAGAGUUCGAGGACUUCAAAAACAGCCUGCGGGAGCUGGGCCACGCCGACCACGAGAUCACAGCCGCCUUCACCCGGUUCGACCGAGACGGCAACCGGGUCCUGGACGAGGAGGAACAGAAGAGGAUGCAGUGCGACCUGGAGGAGAAGAGGGAGACACUGAGGGCCGAGAUUGAGAACCUGGACCGGUCCUACGGGGACCCUAAACUGGAGAUGGUGGGACCCGUGCUUAGUGACCAGCCCGGUCCAGCCAGCUGGGUGUCAGGAGAGGAGUUCCAAAAGCUUGCCAAACGUGUCCUGCAGCUGGAGAGUGCCCUGGUCGGGGUGGUGUCCCAGGUGGAGGCCGUAGGCACCAAGCUGGAAGUGCUGGAGAGGAGUUCCCUGAAGUGGGAGGAUCCGACAGGGCCCAACCCAAGUGCUUUCCCACCAGUAAUUUCAUUUUAUCUUCACACCGUUCCUGCCCGACAGGGAGAGGCGAGUAUUAUUAUCCCCCAUUUUACAGAUUAA
Messenger RNA from Ornithorhynchus anatinus (platypus), 2937 nucleotides. It is a transcript of the gene PKD2L1, whose product is annotated as polycystin 2 like 1, transient receptor potential cation channel. Gene Ontology annotation, cellular component: membrane. Bases 526 to 2937 code for a protein of 803 amino acids. Lineage: Eukaryota; Metazoa; Chordata; Mammalia; Monotremata; Ornithorhynchidae. Gene Ontology annotation, molecular function: muscle alpha-actinin binding; calcium-activated potassium channel activity; calcium channel activity. The transcript has 15 exons. The record is from RefSeq and is a predicted model, not a curated record. Gene Ontology annotation, biological process: detection of mechanical stimulus; potassium ion transmembrane transport.